This is a messenger RNA of Boleophthalmus pectinirostris (great blue-spotted mudskipper), 1947 nucleotides long. RefSeq names its product dihydrodiol dehydrogenase, tandem duplicate 1 (gene dhdh.1). The record is from RefSeq and is a predicted model, not a curated record. Lineage: Eukaryota; Metazoa; Chordata; Actinopteri; Gobiiformes; Gobiidae. Bases 346 to 1350 code for a protein of 334 amino acids. Gene Ontology annotation, molecular function: nucleotide binding. The transcript is spliced from 7 exons.
CCAGUCCCCAUUCAUACAGCUGUUACAGAUUGAUAGAGACAACUAGUACAAACCACUUUAGUCUGGAUUUAAAAGCCUGGUAUCAGCAUCAACUGCACAGUGGGGAGUGUGUAUGUGUUUAUGUGUUGAGUUGCACCCUUUACCUCGGGGUGGGAGCAGAGGGAAGGUGACACGUCUCCUGAAUAUAAAUGUGAGAGAAGUUAUGCUCCGAGCGAUGACAGUGUGCACCAUACUCGCCCAGGAACGUGCAACCUUUUCCCAAGGUCACAGCACGCCGCCGGGCCCGGAUCUCUACCAGAGCAGCAGCAACACCCCGCUCAUUUGUCACUCGCCAUCCAAUUUAACAUGGCAACUCGAUGGGGACUGUGCGGUGCAGGGAAGAUCAGCCACGACUUCAGCGUGGCCAUGAAGACCCUACCUCCCGGAGACCACCAGAUAGCAGUUGUUGCCUCAAGAAGCCUACGGCGUGCCCAAGAAUUUGCAAAGAAACAUGGCAUUCCAAAAGCUUAUGGCAGCUACGAGGAGUUGGCCAAUGAUCCAGACAUUGACAUUGUUUACAUAGGAGUUCUUCAUACACAGCACUGGAAGGUUGGUCUUCUCUUUCUCAAAGCCGGCAAAAAUGUGCUGUGUGAGAAACCCUUUGCAAUGAACAGCAGACAAGUACAAGACCUGGUCGUAGAAGCUAAACGAAGCAAUGUGUUUCUUAUGGAGGCUAUAUGGUCCCGUUGUUUCCCCGUGCAUGCUGAGGUGCGCAGGCUGCUGGCAGAGAAGGUGGUCGGGGAGGUGAAGCUGGUCAAAGCCUACUUCGGCUCCCCUCAGCUGCACAUCCCCCGGUCGGUGGAGAAGGAGCUGGGGGGAGGAGCUCUGCUGGACAUCGGAGUGUACUGUCUGCAGUUUGUCCUAAUGGUGUUCAGAGGAGAGAAGCCAUUGUCCAUACAGGCCAGUGGUGUGCUGCUAGACUCAGGCGUGGAUGAAUCGGUGGUAGUUGUACUGAAGUUUUCCGGGAACAGAAUGGCCUUUUGCGCCUUUUCAAUUUCUGCCUGUCUUCCAAAUGAUGCUGUUAUCUGUGGCACCGAGGGCUCCAUUAAAGUCCUUGGCCCUAUGCACUGUCCUACCACACUGGUGGUCAAUGACAAACAGACUGAUUAUCCUCUGCCUGAGCCCUGCCUGCCCAUGAAUUUCACCAACAGCACUGGGCUACGCUAUGAGGCACAGGAAGUCAGAGAGUGUCUCCUUAAAGGACUAAAGGAGAGCCCAUUGAUGCCACUGGCAGAGUCUGUUCUACUAACGGAGAUCAUGGAUGAAAUCAGGAAGCAGGUGGGAGUUGUCUUCAGUCAGGACAACCAAUGACAGCAAAGUGGAGCCAAGCUGUUUCACCUGAUUUAAAACCACUUAAAUGGGACAGAUUGGGCACAGUUUAAAUAUUUGGUUUAAGCAGAUGAGAGACAAAGCUCAAUGUGUGAGCCAUCUGCACAAUGAAUGAAACUGAGCAGAAUAAUUUACAUGCAACCCUGUAAAUUGUAGUUAUGUUUUUUCUUUGGUAGAAAGUGAAACUCAUUUAAUCAGUAGUAGCAAAGUGAAUCAUUUGAUGACUGAAUGUGCUUUUUUGACGCUAAUACAGUAUACCUAUAUAAUAAACCAACUGAAAUCAUUAGGCUGUAUAUAAGGAUCACAGUGACAAAAUAGUCACACACUUUCAAAAAUCUCCAGCUACACUAUAUUAAGGUACAUGUAUGGAAAAUAGGCUUGCUAAUUUUACAAAAUGAAUUAUUACAUUACUUAAUUUGAAUUGUAAACACAGGAAAUUACAGUUACUUGACGUAAAGUUCUAUGGUGUGGUCACCUCUCGCUGGGUUGGCACCAGAGAGAGGUCAUCAAUAGCGAAGUGACGCGAACAACUGUCAGCAGCUAUGUGCUUGAUGAAGCCAAUAAAACAAUAGUAACCAA